AUGGGCAAUUCUCAGACGAAAGAGUCCCGCCCGUCUCUUCCCUCGUCAAAUCGUCGCAGUCAUCACCAUGGCCCCUACGGUGACCGCCAUCACGCGGAUGGCUCCCGAUCAACACGAGGGAGUAGACCUGACCUAUCUAUCCUCGGAAUUGGCGGAAGCUCGGAACGAGAUCUGGCCUCCCUCGAACACCGACGAGAAACAAGACAGGAACGCGAGGCUCGCCGGCUAGAGAAGGAGCGGAUAGCUCGGCUCAAGGAGCGAGACCGUAGUAUGAAGGAGGAGCAUGUCGAUGGUGGCUAUCUGGUAACCCAGGGUGUUUAUACAGGAACAGAGGAUUUCAAUAAGGCCGUGGUCCGACAGCUAAUGAUUGAAAGACGACUUGCGCCCUUCUGGAGAGGCCUCAAUGACUUCUCGGACUCGUGGACGGAGCAUCAGCUCAUGGCAGCCGCGCGUGGCCUCCCGAUCCCCCCACCCGACGAGAUCCCCCCAGAGCUGGAAUAUAAGAACCCCCCCAAAGCCGCGGAGGAUGGGAAAGAGGCUUCCGAUUCUGCUGCAGUCCAAUACUUGAUGGUCCCGAUCACUGCAAGGUCCCAAUCAUACGGUUCCGACGCUUCCCAGUCAUCUACACCGGCGCACUCACUGCCAUCACCUACAUCUCCCAUUGCCUCCGGCACCUCGAGUUCACCUCUAUUCCGAACCCGGGCAAAGACACUCGCAUCUCUUACCACGUCUAAGCACGGUAUUCAAUCCGACACCACUUCUCGGGAGAUUCAGCUGCCUCGCGAUCCGUUCGUUAAUGGGCAACCGAUCGAGGCCUAUCUGUACAAAGACGCGGCCGAGUGUCCCAUCUGCUUCUUGUACUACCCUCCGUAUCUAAACCGUACGAGAUGCUGCGACCAGCCGAUAUGCUCCGAAUGUUUCGUCCAGAUUAAGCGCCCUGAUCCCCACCCGCCAGAGCACGGGGAGGCAAGCCCGAACCCCCCUCCGGAUGAGGCUGAGCAUCCUGAGAGCCAAGACUGUCAACUGGUAUCGGAACCAUCAGCGUGUCCAUUCUGUGUUCAGCCAGAGUUCGGUGUUACUUAUGCGCCACCGUUAUACCGUAGAGGAUUGGCCUACGCGUCUGAUCUCGGCGCUCGUCCCAAUGUCGCUUCGCCACUCUCGUCCACAUCUUCUCUCUCCUCCGGGAACACCCCCAUCACAGGCCGCCGACGCGCGACCUCGUUAUCUGCCAACGACCCGACGGUGAUUACGACCGAUAGGAUCCGUCCUGACUGGGCUCAAAAGUUGGCGAAUGCUCGGGCGCAUGCGGCGCGACGGUCCGCGGCAGCAACUGCUCUUCACACGGCGGCUUAUCUGAUGAACUCCAAUGGAAGUGGCAGCGAACCCCGGAAUUUCGGUCUCGGAAGGAGAAGCGUUAUGCGGAGAAACGGUGCCCCAGAGGCUCAAAAUACAUCUGCCCGCACUGGGUCCCAAGCGCUACAAGCCCUGGCGUUUCUGACAGAUCGACGCGGACCAGGGCCUGAAACCGACUCCACAGAAGAAGGCCCUGGCCACUUGGCGCCGCCGCGCCAAAGUUCCAGGCGCAAUCGCAUUGAUGAUUUGGAAGAAAUGAUGAUGAUGGAGGCAAUCAGGUUGAGCCUAGCCACCGAGGAGGAUAGACGCAAGAAAGAGGAAAAGGAGGCGAAGAAGGAAGCCAAGAAGAAGGAGAAGGAAGCGAAAAAGGCGGAGAAGGUAGCGCGCAAAACGGGGCUUACGAGUAACAAUGCGAGCAGUUCCGCCUUGGACGUACCCCCAGAUGGGAGGCUUGGCCGGGUCACCAGCAGCUCCUCGUCGAUGACCGGCGAAGAAACCGUGACUGGGGGGAAGGGCAAGGAGGUCGAUCGGGUGUCUCCAUCCGCAGCCACUGGUGCGCCUGCCGCCACCGCUGGCGUUGCAGAGGGUGUCCCCGUCCAGUCCGCCUCGGGGACAUCGGCAGCCCCCGUCGACCAACCGCUGUCCUUGCCGGCUCCCCCCAUCGUGCAGUCACCUCCCAGAGAGCUCACAAGGCCGUCUCACCUUCGGCAUGUCUCGAGUGCAUCCUCAUCGUUGUCUUCGGUGGUUGAGUCGAUGUCUGGUGAUCAUGCGGCACCACACUCGUCGACCGAGGGCGCAAGUUCGUUUGCCGAGCCCAUGUUCAGUUUUCGAAGCCUGGCUGCGGUGAUUGGCGACGAAGACAAGCCUGAGGACGCGACCGAGCAUGUGGAGGAUACGCUGUCAAACCCCACUGCGGAAGGGUCGGCCUACCACCCUGCCCCGAUGACGAACGAUGAUGCGCCCUCUUCUGAAGAAGCCCCCGCCGCAGAAUCCAGUGCGCCCCCUAGGGAGCAGGGGGACACUCUGAUGCCAAAGGAGGUCGAAAGUCAGUCCGUGGAGAUUACUGACACUACGCGUGAUGCCGAAGCUACUUCUUGA
Messenger RNA from Aspergillus heteromorphus CBS 117.55, 2451 nucleotides. RefSeq names its product Sip5p (gene sip5). NCBI's taxonomy places the organism in Eukaryota, Fungi, Ascomycota, Eurotiomycetes, Eurotiales, Aspergillaceae. The record is from RefSeq and is a predicted model, not a curated record. Bases 1 to 2451 code for a protein of 816 amino acids. Gene Ontology annotation, cellular component: cytoplasm. The transcript is spliced from 2 exons.